Messenger RNA from Mastomys coucha (southern multimammate mouse), 4659 nucleotides. It is a transcript of the gene Dtx3l, whose product is annotated as deltex E3 ubiquitin ligase 3L. Lineage: Eukaryota; Metazoa; Chordata; Mammalia; Rodentia; Muridae. Bases 756 to 3005 code for a protein of 749 amino acids. Gene Ontology annotation, biological process: Notch signaling pathway; protein ubiquitination. The transcript is spliced from 10 exons. The record is from RefSeq and is a predicted model, not a curated record.
UGCGGGGGCCGGCCAGCGCGCCUGCGUGCGCUUCGCCACCGCCUGCCUCAGGGGCUGCCGGGAAACAGAGUCUUCGAGCGUGGACGCUCUAGGCUGGCGCCGGCCAGGAAAAAAGGCAGCGGCCAGGGCGUGGGUUUCGGAGGACGAGGCUGGUAGUCAGUAAAAACGCAGACAUGUAGAAGUUAAUGGAAACAAACUUGUCCUCACUAAGCUCUUCCAGAAUGGACGGAUCACCCUCACAUCAAUAUAGCUUCCCUCUCACAUGCACUAGGCAUCCUGAAGCAGGAGAAUGGCGAAUUCUAGACCAGCAUUACUUCGUAGAAAGACCCUAUCUCAAUAACGACUGGUGGCUUCAAAGGAACACUUUAAGACAGCCAAGCAGAGGUCACGGGAAAAUCUCAUACACAAGACACAGUUUUAACAAGUCAGUUUAAAAGAAAUACUGAGGAGCAACGGACAUGAAUCAAUACAUUUAUAAAUGUAAGACAGGAGGAGAAAAAGGACCACAUGGACUAAAUCCUAGGUUCCUGCCUUGAAUUCCUGUCCUGGCUUCCCUCAAAAUGUACUGUAAGCUGAAAUGCCUGCUUCCACGUUGUUUUGGUGCUUGAACAAAUGUCUUCCACAAACUUAUCAUGGAAAGUGAUUGAAACAAGCUACCAGGACUACGUUUGCCAAUAACAAGGGCAGGACGCGCCUUUGCUCUGUCCUGGCUGUGCAGCGCCCCUGAGCCCAAAGCGAGCCAGACGCGGACAGCCAUGGCCUCCAGUCCCGACCCGCCGUCCCCGCUACUCGUGCGGCUGCCAGAGUCCAUCCCCUGGGCGCACAGGAAGCUAGAGAUAUACUUCCAGAGCCGGGCCUCGGGGGGCGGGGAGUGCUCUGUGCAGCCCGUGGGCCCCAGCGCCCCGGACACCUUCGAGGUGAAGUUCUUAAAAAAAGCAGAUAAGGAGAACGUGUUGAAAAAGAGAGAACACCAGAUGCGGAUUGAUGACAAACCUAUGACCAUUGUCCUGGAAACUACUGAAAAGCCAGUAGAGAACCUGAGACCCAGACUUCCAUCCUUGACACAGCCAGCUGAGACACCAAACCUCAGACCUCCGUCCUUGACACAGCCAGCUGAGACACCAAGCUCCAGAUCUCUGUCCAUGACAGAGUCUCUGAAUGAGGAAGCAUUGUGUAAUGAGAUACAUCCCGGUGAUGGGCUGGUUUUUAACUCUGUUGACUCAGUUGUCCAAAAGGUCUUUCUUGCUGUGACCGCUGAGCUGAACUGUGACCUGCUCUCUAAAGAGCAGAGAGCAUAUAUAACCACGGUCUGCCCUCAUGUCAAAAGCGUGGAGGGGAGUGACGGAAUUAAGACGGUGUGUGGCAACUUCAAAGACAUUGAAAAGAUACAUCACUUCUUGAGUGAGCAGCUUUUGGAAAGUGAGCAGAAACAGAAGUACACCCCACAGAAAUACACACCUUCCAACGUGGAGAAGCAGCCACCUGAUCAGAGCAGUUUUGAAGUUCCUGUGCUUUUCCUUGACUAUUUCAAGCAUGUUUAUCCGGGUAGACUAGAGUCCAUAGAGAAAAAAUUUGGUGUAAACAUUGAAAUCCAAGGUAGUUCUCCCAAUAUGGUCUCUGUAGGCUUCACCUCCAGCCCAUCAGGCAACUUAGAAGAAGCAAGACAGUCUUUUGUCAGAGACUUUCAGAAAUGCACACAGUCUCUGAAGGAAGGUUGUAUCUCUUUAGAGGAGCACCAGAGAGCAAAGGAGGUCAGACAGGAGCUGAAUCACUGCUUCCCAAAGCUCUUGAUAAAGGAACAGGGAAGAAUGCUAACUCUCCUCGGCUCUCCUGCUGACAUUUCAGCCGCCACAGAAAAAGUCUCCCAAACUCUCGCCCUGGCACCCGUGAAAAUAACCGCCUCUGGGUACGUUUCGGGGAUCGAGGUCGAUUCAACUCGCUUUAAGCUUCUAGAACCUGAACUGCUCCAGGAAAUCUCAGAGAUUGAGCAGAAGUUUAACACUUGUGGCAAAGUCCAGGAAAAAGACCAGAAAACCUGCAUUCUCUUUGUCCCCAAGAAUAAAGAGUUAGACCUGUCGGUGCAGUCUUACACAAGUUUUACUGAUGCCUUCCAGCAUGCCACGUGCCAGCUGAGGACAGAAGUUCUGUCGCUGAAACAGUUGGGCAAGGAGAGAGCUCGCUUACACAAGACCAAGUUUGCUGACGACUUUAAAAAAAAGCACCCGAAUGUGCACUUCGUGAUAUCUCAAGAGUCGGUGACCUUGACCGGUUUGCCAAAUCACCUGGCACAGGCAAUGCAAUAUGUCUCCAAAAGAAUUGGACUGUCUCCGUCAUCUGGAGAGAGAUUGGCAAUGGAUCAGGAAACACCCAUGGAGAUCAACAGUAAUGACUCCAAUGCAGCUUCACCUCCUCCCCGAGGCUCUGCUAGCCACCCUGGAGCCUCGAAGGAUUGCGAGGACUACUGCGUCAUCUGCAUGGAUGCCAUCAGCAACAAGUGUGUGCUCCCUAAGUGCAAGCAUGAAUUCUGUGACUCUUGUAUCAACAAAGCCAUGUCAAUCAAGCCUGUCUGUCCUGUGUGUCUGACUUCCUACGGUAUCCAGAGAGGGAACCAGCCAGAUGGAAUCAUGACUCACACCUUACAGAAAGAGUCACUUCCGGGUUAUGAAGGCUGUGGGACUAUUGUGAUUCAGUAUGAUAUAAAAAGUGGCAUCCAAACAAAUGAGCACCCAAACCCAGGAAAGGCUUAUUGUGGAACACUGCGAACUGCAUAUUUGCCUAAUAAUACAGAAGGAAGAAAGGUUUUAGAUCUGCUCGAAGAAGCCUUUAGACAGAAGCUGACUUUCACAAUAGGACACUCUCGAGUAACAGGAAUCUCAGAUGUCAUUACAUGGAAUGAUAUUCAUCACAAAACAGCCAAGUUUGGAGGACCAGCAAAUUUUGGAUAUCCUGAUCCUGAUUACCUGAAACGUGUCAAGGAGGAACUGAAAGCAAAAGGGAUUGAAUAAGGAAACUGCAGGGAAGAUGUCCGUCCACUCUCAAAAGAAGUGUGUUAGGAGGGGUAUAGUACAAACCAUAAUCUGUUCCCAGAAAAACUUUAAAACAUUUUUCACAUUAAGUAGUCUGCUUGCCAGUCAUUUCUAGAGUGCCACUCUUUCAUGGAAGGCAAACUAUACAGGCACAGGCUGGGGGAAAUGGCUCUGUCUACAAAGCAUGAAGAAAUGACUCAGAUCUGCAAUCAUCCAUGGAAAAGCCUGGUGUGUUGGCAUGCACUUGUAAUCUUAGCACUGGUGAGUAGAGACAGGAGGAUUCCUGGAGUUUACUGGCCAACUAGCCUAGUCAAAACCAUGAGCUCCAGGUUCACUGAGAGAUCUUGUCUCAAGAAAUAAGGUGCAUCAGGGCAUGGUGAUGCAUGCCUUUAAUGCCAGAACUUGGAAGGCAGAAGCAGGCAAUCUCUGUGAGUUCCAGACCCAGCCUGGUCUACAGUGCCCAAGUCCUAGGGCAGCCUGCUAUACAUAGUGAGACCCUGUCUCAAAACAAAUAUCAGGUGGACAGAAAUAAAGAUAUCUAACAUCAUCCUCUGUCCUGCAUACACACCUCCACACACGUAUAUACACACACACUCACACAUGGGGUGCGGGGAGUAGAAAAGAAAACUUUAUAGUUUUAUAGGAUUUUAAUUUUUGCUGAAGAAAUCUGUCAUUCUUGUGUUAUGGUUGAGUCUGUAAUCAUCUUCUAUGUCCUUACUUGAGCCAUUGUCAACUAAUGGAACCUUCACUGGUUUUUGUUGGCUUUGUUUAUUUGAGACAGGGUCUCCUGAAUAAUAACUCUGGAACUUGAUUUGUGGAUCAGAUGGGUCUUGAACUUAGAUCUGCCUGUAUCGGCCUCCUGAGUGCUGGCAUUGACUGUUUUUUUUGUUUUGUUUUGUUUUGUUUCUUUGUUUGUUUGGUUUUUUGGUUGUUGCUUUGCCGUCCAGCAGCAACGAUAUGAAUGGGUUAUCUGGAAUAUGGAGUCAUAUUAUGUUACUUUAAUCCACGUGGAAGAUUCGUAAAAAUUAGCCAUAACAGAGAUGUGUUUAAUCAGCCAUGCUUCAUUCAAUCUCUAAGUUACAAAAAGGGAAACCAGGUAGCAUAGGUGAGGCAAAACCCCUCCCCCAAGUUCGUCAGCAUGUUGGCCCAAUCAGCAACUCAUUCUUCAGUCUCUGGAGGCGGGACUUCCGAUGUAACUGGAACCAGGAGAGAGGCAUGGUUAUUAGCAGGAAGUAGGCAGAGAGGUGUUAUCAGAGGCAGACAGGCUCUGAAGAAUCAGUCCUCAAGCAGGAGGGUUACAUUGCUUUUUUGUUUUUGGUUUGUUUAGUUUGGUUUGAUUUGAUUUUGGUAUUGGGACUUAAACCCUAGGCCAAUCAGUUCCAUCCUGUAAUUCUUUUUCAUGUCCAUCUCUGUAGCAAUACAUUAGUUGUUUAUUUUUUGAUCUCUGCCUAAACCCUUGUGUACAUCGGAAAGUGAAACCCUUGUAUAAAUGGGAAGUUUAAAAACAGGUUUGGCUGCAAAAGACCCAUAUUUCUUCUCUACUCAUAGCAAUAAGUUUCCAGGAGAUCAGGCAAUUUUUGAUAAUAAAUAGAACAAGAAGACACAUACUUUUCAGGAUACAGAGCCUAGGAGA